Acanthoscelides obtectus is the source of this 1689-nucleotide messenger RNA. The record is from the annotation of a GenBank genome assembly. NCBI's taxonomy places the organism in Eukaryota, Metazoa, Arthropoda, Insecta, Coleoptera, Chrysomelidae.
AUGAACGAUGGUUCGCCUACUAGGCUUGUAGCUCCAAAUCAGCAGGUAACUGCUCCAGAUGUUACAAUCUGCUCCCGAGAUAUUGCACAAAUAAGUCAUUGGCAACUUACUUCUGAUACAUUAGGUUCGGACCAUUUUCCUAUUCUUAUGUUUAUUCCUCUAUCUUUCCAAGUAUAUGACACAAUCUAUCCUAAGUAUAAGUGGAAUAUGAAAAAAGCCAAUUGGAGUUUGUAUCACGACUUAUUGGAAGAUAUUUUCGAUUCUACUCCAGAAUUUUACUCCACUCAAAGUAAAUACGAUUAUCUCAUUGAAAAGAUCAAUGAUGUUAGCGAGAUCUCCAUCCCUAUACUAAGGCCAUUUAAAGCUAAGAAACGGCCACCCCCUCCUUGGUGGGAUGAACAGUGUAUAAGUGCCAUAGCACAAAGGACCUCAGCUUUAGCAACGUACAAACAGGACAGUUCUUUAGCCAACUUCGUCCACUGCAAGAAAGAGCCUCCUUUACAUCUUCGAAGGCAAAUGUUAUCUAGCAGAUUUCUACUUAAGGUACAACACGCGGACAGCCACUUACUGAGCAAAAUUCAUCGUCUAAACACCAUGGACUUGACAUGCAAAUAUUGGACCAAAAGAAACUCCCCGCCUCUAUGCAGUGCCAUACAAUAUGCCAACAGAAUACAACUAACCUCUCAUAGCCAACGAGUGAUCCAAGAUAUAAGUUACUUUCAUUUACUAUCAGGAUUUGAUGUUAGAGUACCAGCUUACAAGCAACAACCACACCACAUUCAGAACCUACUUCGAGAAGUGCAGAGUAAAUUAGCAGGUGAUGCAUUCAUUUACACCGAUGCAUCGAAGUCGGCGUCAGGAACGGGAUGCGCUCAUUAUAUUCCUUCAAUAGAUAGUUUUUCCAUGUUUAAACUACCAAAUGAAUUCACGAUUUUUUCCGCAGAAGCUAUUGCUAUAUGCCAAGCCCUACAGUUUGUAGAGGACCACAAUCUUGGUAACACGUCUAUAUUCUCGGACUCCCUCUCUGUUGUCAGUAGUUUAAAAAACGGCAGUCCUUUCGAUAUGCAAAAUAUACACUUAUUCAACAUAAGAUGGAAAAUAAGUCAGCUAAAACAACGAGGCCUCAGGAUUACACUAGUUUGGGUGAAGGCCCACUCUGGGAUAAUACACAACGAAAAAGCUGACGAUCUAGCAAAGAUGAGUAUAACAUCUGGAACUAAGCUGGACAUACCCUUAAGCAUGCAAGACAAUCGAGUGAUACUUAAAGGUAAUUUGCUCAAGCGAUGGCGCACUGAAUGGAUAGAAUACUGUUUUACUAGUCCUACAAGAUACAACCUCAUACACCCUAGCCUGCCACGAGGAUACUGGCACGAAAAUUUUAAAAUACCCAGAAAAUAUAUUUCUUGCAUCACCCGUGCGAAAAUAGGACAUGGUGUUUUUCCAUCACACCUUGCAAGAUUAAAUUUGGUCCCAUCUGCACUGUGCGAUGUUUGUGAAGUUUAUGGUGACUUGGAUCACUGUUUCUUUGGUUGCGCUAAAUUCCUGGAUCACUGCAAUGCACUCUACUCCGAUUUGGUGAAAUCUGGCAUAUCUGCCCCCCUAAAUACAUCUCAUGUAUUUUCGCUAGGUAGAUCUGAUGUGAUCGUUCUCGUUGUUAAAUUUAUCAGAAAUUCUGGCAUCAAAAUAUAA